Messenger RNA from Mugil cephalus (flathead mullet), 2752 nucleotides. It is a transcript of the gene ltb4r, whose product is annotated as leukotriene B4 receptor. Gene Ontology annotation, cellular component: plasma membrane. Gene Ontology annotation, biological process: inflammatory response; positive regulation of cytosolic calcium ion concentration; complement receptor mediated signaling pathway. NCBI's taxonomy places the organism in Eukaryota, Metazoa, Chordata, Actinopteri, Mugiliformes, Mugilidae. Gene Ontology annotation, molecular function: complement receptor activity; leukotriene receptor activity. Bases 32 to 1390 code for a protein of 452 amino acids. The transcript has 4 exons. The record is from RefSeq and is a predicted model, not a curated record.
UUAAGCUGUGGUUGGUGGAUUUCCCCCUCACAUGACCCUUGUUGCGCAAUGUUUAAACAGAUAUAUCAUGUGUGUGGUUUUCUCAACUUCUCUAAGUGGAGAGGAAAAUUGGGGAGAUCGGGCAAGGAGUAAAAUAGAUGGACAUUUUUGGAGGAGGAUUGAUCAGUUUAAGAACGAGAACCCUGGUGGAAGCAGAAUUGUGUCAGUCUUACAGUUGCUAAAGCCAAAUUCAACAGAGGCCUUCAUGAUGGCGUCCAGCGCAAACACCUCUACUACUGUCCAGCAGUCCUUCUCUCUGCCCGUCUCGGCCCAGGUCGGCAUCGGCAUCCUGUCGCUGGCGUUCAUACUGGGCUUCCCCGGGAACCUGUUUGUGGUUUGGUCGGUGUUCUGCCGAGUGAAGAAACGCUCGGUGACAUGUCUGUUGGUGCUGAAUCUGGCGAUGGCGGACGCCUUCGUGCUGCUCAGCGCCCCUCUCUUCAUACGGUACCUAUCCAGCCUGGACUGGGAGUUCGGCUCGGCAGCGUGCAAGCUGGUGCAUUACUUGUCAAAUGUCAACAUGUACGUGUCCAUCUACCUCAUCUGUCUGAUGAGCAUGGACCGCUGGCUGGCUGUCACCAGGCCUUUUCUGUCCCAGAGAAUGAGAACCAAGCGCUCCCUGAUGGUUCUACUGCUCACCGUCUGGGUGUUGGCGUUCCUCCUGUCCUUGCCGAUGCCUUUCUACCGCAGUAUAAUAAAUAAGCCAAUCGGACACAACAUCACAUUGAGAUUCUGCAGUCUGUACCACUGGAAUAGUAAUGGUCACCAGGUUUUCCAGUACGUGUUUGAGACCACCAUGGGCUGCGUGGUGCCAUUCUCCCUUGUCAGCUCCUGCUACUCGUCCGUCCUCUGCCGACUGCAAAAUGCCAAGUUUCAGCGCAGGGCACAGGGCAGCCGCCUAAUCCUGCUCAUCAUCAGUGCCUUUGCGGUCUUCUGGCUGCCUUAUCACAUUGUCAACAUCAUAGAGGUGGCCGGUUUAUUGCAGAAUAGCACUUCAGUAACCCAGGCUGCCGCCACAGCCCGCCCCAACGUCACGGCCUUCGCCUACUUCAGCAGCGCAGUCAACCCCAUCCUCUACGUGUUUGCCGGAAGCUCCCACAUCCGCCAGGCCGGGCUCAGCUUCAUGGGCAGGCUCUUCGAGGCAACCAACUCCGAGAGCAGAAGCACGUCCACGUUCACCCGCAGCGGCCGCAGCAGCUCCUCGCCGGAUGAGAGUUCCGUCCUGCACACGCUGUCCGUCAAACUGGGGAAGCCCUUCAAAGGCAAGAACAAGGAGAGGAGCUGCAGCGUGGCGGGAAGAGAGGCGGACGCGCCUGAACUCAAGACUCUGGCCACUGCUGAUCUUGGCAUUUAAACUAUUCUGCCUGGACUAAAUUCAGAAUUGGACACAUUUUUUUUCUUCUUUUUUUUUUCUUUGAGAGUUUAAUUUUAUUCAGCUUGAUCCCAUUAGGCUUAGAGUUAGAAUGAAGCUGAGAUCAAACACUGGAUUACAUACAUGGUUUAUCUCGUGUGAAUCUCUGGACAGGCAGUCUGAAUCUAGUGCAGGAAGGGCGGACUCCACCACGAAAAGUUACACAGAUGUAAUCAGAGAGUGUAAAUAGCCAGAAAAAUGCUUGGUGUGGAACCACUCCAGAGUUCAUUGUUGUUUCAUGAAAGGAAAAUGAUUAGAAGUGAGUUUAUGGAAGAAUGACCAUAGUUAGCUUUACACAGAAAGCAAACACACCAAACCGCCGAUUAUGGGAAGUUAAAGUCUUCCACAAGCUGUCACCUAAUUAAUAUGUUAAUUUAAACUUGCUGCACUGUUGGUCCAGAAAAAAGAUAUUUAAAUAGAAUUUGUUUGCAUAUUUUAUAGUUAAGCAUUUGUUAUAAGAAGCUCAAGGUUGGACGUUGUUGCAUAUGUUGCUCUGAUUUCAGAGACAUGAUCAUUGCUAGAUAAUAUGUAUUUUUAUUUUACUUUAAUUUAACAAGGGAAAGUAAUUUCCCUCGUGGAUCGUUGAAAUCUGUCUAAGUUUAAGUCUAAGUCAGCUAAGAAGGAAUUUGUUAAGCUUUCAUAAUGUUAGAAAAUCUGUUUUGUUUUGUUUUUUAGCUAUGCUGUUGCUGAUGCAAUGAAUGUUCAGUGACAUGAACAGAACAUUGCAUGACAAACAUUUCACCAAAGCAUUCUCUGGUUCACCGUUAUGUGCAUCACUACCCCUUUUUUUUUUUCACAAUGCUCUGCUGAAAUUGUUACAUUGCAAAAUUUCAUGUGGUUGAGUGGAAGGGCCAAAGCUGUCAACAGAUGUUCUGUGAGACUAACUGGAGUUAAAAGGGAACAAGGUCACAGGAAAUUUGAGUCAUAUUUUUUGACAUCUUUAGCUCUUGGCAUGAUAGCGUAGUUCACAAAUGCUGAAGACCGUUAACCGCCAUCUGACUAAUAUCUCAGGCUCACACAUGUCACUGAUGUCGCCCUUUAGCGAGGAAAGACACUGUGACUGAGGGCUGAUUUUCCAUCUUCUAUCUCUGGAGUGCAUGAGUUGCCUAGUUGCUUUUUCUUUCAGCAGUUUUCCCCUUCUUUAUCAGUUAUGCUGUGAAUAUUUCUUCUUGUUUUUUAUUUCAUGAGAAAGAUCUGAAGGUCUUGCCAAUGCCUAUACGUAGGUCUAGCAUGCUGUUCAGAUCAUAUGGAAGGUGAAAUAUGACAAAUUCAUAAAUAAAGUGAGUGAAAACUCAAGAAACCGAA